AAUUAGAGCAUGCACCAGGCGAAACUCCAUCAGCCGGCAAGGUGCGCUUUCACCAGCAGAUGCUCUCACCUCACUCGUUUUCUAACUUCCAAGGUUAGCGUUGCUCCUUGCGCCUCCUUCGGCCCCAGGCACCUCGUUACCUUGUUCCUCCCGUGCUUCCAUAGGUGGCCAUGCGCGCCUUCGCGCCCGUAUGCAUGGCGUCAACGCUGGGCUUGGGAUGCCUGCUGCCAAUCGCAAUGCCUAGUCUUCUUGUCAGGACUAGGAAGUCGGGAGGAGCAGUUGAGUCUUCAAUUGUUAUGGUGUUAAACCCUGUCUCCAGAGGGUCCGAUUUCUACGGCGCUGUCAGCAAUACGGAUGCGACAACUCCCCAUCCAACAAUUUACGAUAUAUCUAAUUCGACAGCUUCGAAGGAAUUAGCCAAGCAUCCAAUGCACGCACCUUAUCGAGUAACCCUGGCUUCUUCGGGCAAAGUGUGGAGUCUCAUCGUUCGUGGGCGGUUUAGAAUUCACUUCCCCAGUCCAUGUGAAGAUGUACGCAGAGAGUUAUCGUCUACAAGACAGCGCAACCUGUCAUUCUCAUGCUUCGUGAAUCUAUGACUGCUUUUCACGCGAUUGAACUGUCAAUCUCCAAGGCUGAAAGUAGUUCAUCUUGGGGAUCGAUCCAGACCUGUAUAUUGCUGGAGGCAUCGCGACUGGAAGACGCAGCCGCACUGGGGGGUUUCUGCCAUGUCUACGGACUUUCCGACCUGAUAGAGCAAAAGUUCAUUAAUGACCUGACAUUGUCUACCUGCCAUAAAUGCUGUAC
This is a messenger RNA of Colletotrichum acutatum, 804 nucleotides long. RefSeq lists its product as uncharacterized. The transcript has a single exon. The record is from RefSeq and is a predicted model, not a curated record. NCBI's taxonomy places the organism in Eukaryota, Fungi, Ascomycota, Sordariomycetes, Glomerellales, Glomerellaceae. Bases 171 to 596 code for a protein of 141 amino acids.